AUGCCAUCGAACGAAGGGAUUGGAUUCGCAAAUCGCGCUGAUCCAUUCAAAGUGCUGGUGGUAGGCGGAUCAUAUGGAGGUCUGGGGGCGACUUUGAAUCUUUUGGAUCUUUGCAAUGGAAGACCUGCGCGGUUUGCGUCAGACCCAUCUGCAUCACACAUACCCAGCAGAAUACCGGUUGAUAUUACAGUUGUCGACGAACGAGAUGGCUAUUUUCACCUGAUCUCAUCACCACUUGCCCUGGCUUCCAACGAGUAUGCUCCGAAGUCAUGGACCAAGUUUGAUAGUAUUCCAGCUUUGAAAAACGUCCGUUGUAUCAGAGGCAGUGUGAAGAGCGUUGAUUGCAAAAGGCGACAAGCACUCAUCACGGAGACCAACACCCAGUCAGAACUAACGAUGAACUACGACUUCCUAGUUGCUGGAUCAGGGCUUCGGAGGGUUUGGCCCGUGGUACCUCAGGCAACAAUCAGAGAGGAAUUCUUGGAAGAGGUAGCAACUCAAGUUCAAUCCUUGAAAGAUUCCCAAGACGGGGUUGUUGUCGUUGGUGGAGGAGCUGUUGGAAUUGAAAUGGCAGCCGAGAUCAAGCUGGUCAUGCCCGAACAGAAGGUCACUUUGAUUCACUCCAGAGACAAACUUUGUUCGGCUGAGCCUCUUCCCGAUGAAUUCAAGGACAGAUGUUUGACCACACUGCACGAAGCAGGUGUCGAGACCAUUAUGAACCAACGAGUCUUGGACACCGAGACUAGUCGGAGAGACGACGGAACAAUAGUCUCGAAGCUGAGACUGGCAAACGGAACAACCAUUACUGCUGGCCAAGUGAUUCAUGCUAUAUCCAAAAGUUCCCCUUCGACGACCUAUCUCCCGAAAGCCGCGUUGGACGAAGAAGGAUAUGUCAAAGUCGCCCCGUCUUUGAACUUUCUUCCCGAUAUGCCAAACUCUCAAUAUCAUUUCGCUGUUGGUGACAUUGCCAAAUGGUCUGGAAUCAAACGCUGCGGAGCAGCAAUGCAUAUGGGACAAUACGCAGCUCAAAACAUUCACCAAUUGAUGUUGAAACAAGUUCAAGGAACGAAACCUAAGUUUAUGGAACUUGAUGAAAUACCGCCCAUGAUAGGAAUUGCUAUUGGAAAGCAAGCAGUUGCCUACUAUCCAGGAGAUGGAACGACAUUUGGCGAAGAUAUGAUGCAGAAAUUAUUUGGUGACGACUUGGGCAACAUGAUCUGUUGGAACUAUAUGCAGCUUGGAAAGGAGUUUCCUUGA
Rhinocladiella mackenziei CBS 650.93 is the source of this 1257-nucleotide messenger RNA. RefSeq lists its product as uncharacterized. Lineage: Eukaryota; Fungi; Ascomycota; Eurotiomycetes; Chaetothyriales; Herpotrichiellaceae. The coding region runs from base 1 to 1257 and encodes 418 amino acids. Gene Ontology annotation, molecular function: electron-transferring-flavoprotein dehydrogenase activity; flavin adenine dinucleotide binding. Gene Ontology annotation, cellular component: cytoplasm. The record is from RefSeq and is a predicted model, not a curated record. The transcript is spliced from 5 exons.